Triticum turgidum subsp. durum (durum wheat) is the source of this 1416-nucleotide messenger RNA. Lineage: Eukaryota; Viridiplantae; Streptophyta; Magnoliopsida; Poales; Poaceae. The record is from the annotation of a GenBank genome assembly.
AUGUUGGUGGGAAGAGGUUCACUCUGCUCUCUCUGCUCACACCAUCGCACCCCAAUGGCAGCUUCGCUAGCAGCAGCGGAGCAGUCAACCCCUCCCUCCUCUGCGGAGGAAACCAAGAUGGGGGUCAUGUCUCCGACGAAGCUGAGGAUGAAGCUGCUGGGGAUGGGAUCCCAUCCCCAUCCCCAUCCCCACGGAGCCGCCAGCAAGGACGAGGCGGCCAGCAAGUCGCCGUCCAGGCUCCACGCCGACGACCACCCCAAGAACAGCCUCCUGCCGCAGGAGCUCGACGAGGGCUCCUCGGAGUACCACAAGGACCGCUCGGAUUCUUCUUCCCGGUCGCGCUCCAGCGGGAGCCACGGCAGGUCUGCUGCUCACUCCGGCAAUGGCGGCAGCUUCGAGUUCCACAUGGAGGAGAGGGCGGCGGUGGCCGGCCUCGGGCCCUUCUUCAGGCAGGUGCCGUCCAAGUGGAACGACGCGGAGAAGUGGAUCGCCGGGAGGCACGUCGUGCACUCCAACCCCAUAUUCUCCAAGAAGGCGGCCGCCUCCGUGCACGGCCACAGCGGCGUCGGCGGAGGCUGCGUCCGCGUCGUGCCGGAGUCUGCGGCGCCGCAGUCGGAAACGAAGAAGACGAGCGGCGGCAGCGCGCUGACAGAGCUGCCGCGGUCGCCCUCGCCCUCGUCGUCUUCGCUGGCGUCGGUGACCGGGCCGGCGAGCAAGCAGCGUCGCGACACGAAGCUCCGCACCCAGGUGGGCGCCCCGGCGGUGGCGCAGUCGUCGUCGGUGUCGAUGAGGGACGUCGGCACGGAGAUGACGCCGAUCGCCAGCCAGGAGCAGUCCAGGAGCGGCACCCCGGCCGGCGCCGCCACGCCGUCCCUCAGCCCGCUCUGCUCGGUGCCGGCCUCGCCGUCCGCGUCCGAGCGGGAGCUGCAGAUCAGGACGCGCCGGGAGAUCGCCGCGCUCGGGCUGCAGCUGGGCAAGAUGAGCAUCGCGUCCUGGGCCAGCAAGGAGGACCGCAUCCGCACCUCGCCGGACAAGAGCACCGGCGAAGAAGACGAAGCCAGCAAGGAGGAGUUCGAAGCUCGAGCCGCGGCAUGGGCAGAGUCCAAGAAGUGCAAACUCGCAUCAAGAUAUCAGAGGAAGGAGGUGAAGAUUCAGGAGUGGGAGAACUGCCAGAAAUCCAAAUUCGAAGCCAAGAUGAGGCAUGCAGAGGUGCAGGCCGAUCAAAUGAAGGCGAGGGCGAAGAACAGCCUGACCAAGAGGCUGUCCACAUUGAGCCACAAGGUGGAGGGAAAGCAGGCGAGGGUCGAGGCGAGGCGGAACCGGCGGGCGGUUCGGCUGGCGCGGCAGGUGGAGCGCAUCCGGAAGACCGGCCGCGUGCCGUCCCGGUUCCGGUGCUGCAGCUGGUUCCUCUGCUGA